Messenger RNA from Volvox carteri f. nagariensis, 3854 nucleotides. RefSeq lists its product as uncharacterized. Gene Ontology annotation, biological process: guanosine tetraphosphate metabolic process. Gene Ontology annotation, cellular component: chloroplast. The coding region runs from base 227 to 2449 and encodes 740 amino acids. The transcript has 8 exons. The record is from RefSeq and is a predicted model, not a curated record. Lineage: Eukaryota; Viridiplantae; Chlorophyta; Chlorophyceae; Chlamydomonadales; Volvocaceae.
UGAGAAUCUACCGAGAAAACACUGGAAAGCUUAAGGUCUAUUUUCUUGUCUUUGCUUGUCCCUUCUAGGUUGCAUACGCUUAGAGCCAUGGCGCUCUAAUAGCUGCUCUGCAGCUUGAUAUCUCUUUUAAGAUGUCUUCCUCGUGGUCUUCCAGCACCCGGACACCUGAUAACGUUCCUCAGUCGCCCGCGCCCCGGAAAUCAUCAGACCCACCCCGACCGUGAUUAUGGCUGCCGCCUAUAGUGUGCCCGCCGGCCAGGGCUACUUGGCCACCUCACCGCUGACGCUCACGCGGUCGACGCCUAUACCUUUUGGAGCGAAGCGCCUUCCUAAUGGGGGAAGAUCAACAGCUCCCGCACCGACCGGCUCUACGCGCUGGUCAGGUGCGGGUGCUAUGGAUGGCUUCAGCGAUGGUGCUCGUGCAGAUGACCACUACCAACGUUAUAGCCUUUCCACAUCGGGGCGCCGGCGGUCUGUUGCUUCCUCACCGAAGACCGCGGACGCCAAGCCGGUAGCUUCCUCCAACGCGCCCGUGACCUUCGGCUUCUCAGUUGGAACAAGCAGUCCUUUUAUAGACGAAGGAAAAUUUUCAUUCCCUUCACGCCCUGCAAAUUGCUCUUCUGCGCCGCGUGGGCUGCUCAGCCGUGCUCUGAGCAACGAGCCCAUCAAGGAGCAUGAACUGGGCCCGGCUAUGCUCCCAGCAGUCUCGGCGGACCCGUCUGUAGACCCGCUUAUGUUCUUUCCCGGCAUCCCUCUUGACCUCCUGCGCCAGGCUCAGGCGUCUUACCCGGUGUUUCAUAAGGAGCUUGUAGUCACGGCAUACGGGUUAGCUGCACGGGCUCACGCGAACCAGCUCCGCAAGAAUGGCGAUUCGUUACUGAGUCACUGCGUGGAGGUUGCAAAGCUACUGGCUGGACUAGGCUUGGAUGAGGAGGCUGUUGCCGCAGGCUUGUUACACGAGUGCUUAAGCAGCGAUGUGUAUCGCUCCCAGCUUGAGGAGUUUAUGCCGCCGUCAGUGGUUAGCGUCCUGGACCGCGUUAACACUAUCAGCGAAAUGAGCCGGUUGUAUCGCCAGCAUAGCACCUCAGGAUCAUUUACGGAGGAGACGUUCCGGCGCAUGCUUGUGGCUAUGGAGGACGUGAAAGCUGUUCUGGUCAAGUUGGCUGACCGCAUCCACAAUAUGCGCACCGUGCGGAUACUGCCCAUUGAGCGUCAGGAAGCGCUGGCCCGGGAGACCCUGGAGGUGUAUUCCGUAGUGGCGAACCGUCUGGGCGUAUGGUGCUUGAAGGCUGAGUUGGAGGACCUGGCCUUCAGCGUGUUACACCCCGAGGAGUACACGUGGCUCAAAAACGCGGUGCGGUCGCGGCAAGACCCAGUGGCGCUUGAAGCUACCAUCAACGCCAUCAAAGGCGCACUGCACAGCCACGGCGUUAAGUACGAGGACAUCAGCGGGCGUCCGAAGAACUUGUAUGGUAUAUACUCAAAGCUGAAGAAGGAUGGCAAGCCGCUGACUUCCGAGUCGCUUGGCGCCGUGUACGACUUGAUGGCGUUGCGCGUAAUCGUAGCCUCUAAACACGAAUGCUACACAGCGCUGCGUGCGGCUCAGAGCGUUUACCGCACCAUGCCGGCCCGGAGCAAGGACUUCAUAAAGGAUAUCAAAAAGCCCAAUGGUUACCAAUCGCUGCAUGAAACUGUAUACGGCGAGGGCGAUGUCCCAGUGGAGGUCCAAAUACGCACGCACAAGAUGCACUACAUUGCCGAGUACGGGUUCGCAGCGCACUGGAAAUACAAGGAAAAGCUGGACAGCGAGGACGAAUGGCUUGAAAAGGAGACGCAGUAUAAGCGCUGGUUGACACAGUACAAGCUGGGUGUCCACGAUAAGAAGGUACGGCCGCAAGGCAGCCCGCCAACUGAUGGGUCGCUGAAGUCACUCGGCGUCGCCUACCUCGACGCCCCUGAGGAUCAGCAAGGCAGUUUGCUGGACCCGUUUCUGCGGCACCAGCGGUUCAAGCUGCAGGUUCCUGUAAAGACGGAGGUUAGCGUGCUGCUAGCCACGUCGGAUGGUGUUGAGACGAAGGAGUUCCCCCUGGGAACAACUGCACAGCACCUCUGGCAAGAGCUUGGACUAGGAUUACAGCCAGGGUACGCGCUUACUGUAAACAACCGGCUGCCGUCAGGCGAGGCCGCUCUCCAAAGCGGGGACCUUGUGCAGGUGCUACCCCUUGCCACGGUGCUGACGCGGAGCCCUCAGGACCGUUCCGGAUCUCCUGGCUGGUCACUGGCAGCAGUUGCCGAGGAGUGGGAUGAGGAGAUGAGCUCGAGCCCGGCUGUGUCAGCCAGGAAUGAGGGUUAUCCAGAGGACGUCUUGGAGGUGUACAGUAGGAAUGGCAUGACGACCUGGGCGAUGGGCCCGCAAUCGGGGUCAUCUGUACCUGUUGCUAAUAUGUAAAUGGGGAGCGGCUGCUUGCGCCUUAACACCCAUGUUACCUCCUGCGCGCGUGGCCGUUGCUACCUUGGCAGCCCUCGUUGGAGCAGUUCAUGUCGACGGAGGCGUGGUGAAGGAGCGGCUUGAUCUUGGAACGUGUCGCACGCAGGGCAUUGUUUUAGUUGGGUGCGCAUUUAGUGGGUGCGCAUUGUAUACCUGAACGACGGCAAGCCGACUCCGCAUGCGGCCUCUGUACAUUAUGUAACUCCUGCAUUACAGACGACGCAAGCAUUCCAUACAUUGUCUUCAGGCUAUUGCGGAGAUUCUGUGUAUCGUUUUGUGUUUGCACGACUUUUAAUAUUGAGAAUGGUCGUUAGCGAGGCUCGGUCGGUUGUUGGCGCUAGCUGAGUGGCGGACAUCUUUUUGGCAUGGCCAUUACAACCCAUAACCGAUUUCUAUCGGGUCCUCGUAACCCUCUCCGUAGAAAAUCGUCCUCGUUCUGUUGUAACUUUAGUCCAGGAGCGUCGAGGUUUGGAAUGUCUGAUGUUUGGAAUAUCCUAGGGUGCUUUACUAUGUGCUUGGGAUGGUGAGCGGGAAAUGGCGGUAGAGUAGGUAUUUGUCCUGCAUAUCUCGUGCAUCUGCUCAAGUUGUCGCUGCUAUUGUUUGAUGCUUACGGGCAUAUCCUGGGUGACAGUUCGUGCGUUGUCGGGACUGUAGGGGCGGCAAUACCUGUGGAGUGUUGCAGGGGUUCCUGUUGUAGGAGUGCGUGGCGUCGAUAAUUCUUUCAGUGUGGCUUUGGUGCUUAGGUUGGGCCUGCCUAUGGCUGGGUGCUAGGGUGUUGCUGCGUAUGUGGGUGACGACUCAGCGGUUAGGUCGAUGGGUUGCUGCGGCAGUGAGCGAUGCGCCGCCAGGUGUAUCGUCCACUGCUGCUGCAUCGUGGAAUGAACGCACGGGUAUAACUGGUUCACGGAAUUUGGCAAUUGGCGCCAGUCUGAAUCCUGCUAGGGAUAACAUGGUGAGCGGUACUCGCGGUUGUAUUGUGAUUCAAGGUGUUUUGGUAUGCGACCUCAAUAAGUUGCUCGCCUGAAUUAUAGAUCCCUUUUCAUUUCCGCAGUUUGUCCACUGUGUCUUCUUAUAAUUCCCUCAAGCGUCGCGGCCGAUUUGCCGCUAUGCGCUGGUAUGUCCGGGCUAGCACCUGCGCACUUGUGCUUGCGAAAUGAUAGUCGGAAGCCUUUGCGUAAAUAUUCAUUAUCAGCGUCGGUGCCCUGCCUUCGAUGACGAAAUAGGCAUUCUUUGCUGAAGAUUGGCGACAGUGUCUGCUCACGCGACUCGCAUUUCGUUCGAUUGCUGCCCAUUGUUGAUGAUGGGGCUGCGUUGGCUAAGGUUAAACCUUUGUUGCGCGUAUGCUGUAAAUCCGUGCGAGGAUCAC